Aureobasidium namibiae CBS 147.97 is the source of this 2748-nucleotide messenger RNA. RefSeq lists its product as uncharacterized. Lineage: Eukaryota; Fungi; Ascomycota; Dothideomycetes; Dothideales; Saccotheciaceae. The record is from RefSeq and is a predicted model, not a curated record. The coding region runs from base 1 to 2748 and encodes 915 amino acids. The transcript has 3 exons.
AUGUCUGUCAUUUACAAGGACCGCGACGAACCGCGCACAUACACGACUGUCCGCCGCUACCGAGUACCAGACCGAACAACAUUCGAAGAAGAGGAUACCUACGAGAAACAGAUCGUCAUCAAGCGCGACCGCGAACAGCCUCCACGAUAUGACCGCGAGCUCGAGUACCGCACCCGCGAGCGAGACGCUCCGAGAGAAGUCAUCCGCUACGAACGAAAUGUCGAGCGUGCGCCUUCCCCUCCAGAUCGAGUCCGCGAAUUUCGCUAUGAACGAGAGGUAGAGCGCGAGCCACCUCGUCACGACCAAUGGGAUCUGGAGAGGUACACUCGCUCCACCGAGUACUACCAACCACAACCCAUCGUCAUACGCCAACAACCACAACCAAUUAUCAUCAAGGAAGCCCCUCGACAGCCCGUCAUCCUUCAGCGAGAGGAGCCACAGUAUGAACUCAUCGAGCGUGACGAUACGCAAAGAAGGAGGGAUGACGAUGACUACUAUUACGAACGGACCACCCGUGAAGUCGAUCGAGGUCCGCGUCGUGGAGGUGGCGGUGGUGAGGACUUCUAUGAUGAGCGUGGUUAUGAACGCCGUGUUGACCCGCGAGACUCAGCUUCCAACUACGCCGACGACCGAUACAGCAGCGACGAGGAUAUCAUUAUCACUCGCACAGAACGAAACGGCGGCUCGCGCGACCACUCGCCUCACCACCGCCGUCAUCUAGCUGAAGGUGCCAUAGCCGGUCUUGGAGCCGCCGAAAUCCUUCGCCAGCAUCGUCGAAAACAAGGAGAGGAAGGUGGUCACCGUGGUCGUCAACUUUUGGGCGGUGCUGCACUGGGCGCUGUCGGUGCCGAAGCCCUGAGCCGUGCCAGGAGUCAUAUGCGGAGCUCCCGCUCGAGAUCAAGCUCCAGUAACCGCUCGAAACGUUCCAGCCGGCGUGAAAGACGUCGCCGUCACCGCAGCAAGAGCCGAAGUAGGAGUCGCUCUCGUGCGCGUACUUUAGCCAAAGUCGGUACAGUUGCCGCCGUUGGAGCUCUCGCAGCAUAUGCCCUUCGAAACAGAGGUAACAAGGAAACGGUAAUCGUUAACAACGAGCUCCCACCACCACGUCGCAGCAGGUCUAGAAGACGCCGUUCCUCUGUUGGUAGUGCACCCCCUCCGUUGGACGCCCGAAACAGAAGCAGGAGCGAAAGCAAGCAUCGCGAUCCCGAGCAUCGCAACCGUCGUAUCGCUCAGGCUGGUCUCGCAACUGCUGCAGCUGCCGGUAUUCUGGAUCGUGUGCGUAGUCGUUCACGGGGCGGCAAGAAGUCCCGUUCAAAGAGCAGGACCCGUACAGGUGUACCAAUCGCUGCUGCUGGAUUGGGCGGUGCUGCUCUUGCCGGCUUGUAUGAGCGGAGUAAGGCUCGCAAAGAAGCUGUCAGAGACGACGCUUCCGAACCCAGACGUCCUAGAUCCAGAUCCCGGUCCCGUAGCCGAUCUGUUCCUUACCCGGAUGAUGAGCCUCGCUUGCGUAGAGCUUCGAGUGAUCCCGCGCUUAUAGAAUAUGGCGACGAUCCAAUCUACCCGAACCGACGUUACGAGGAACCACCAGCUGAAUACCGUCGCAGGCGCAGAGGCAGUUCUGCCUCGUUGAGCCCUGACAGACGCAGACACGACAGAUCGAGUCGUUCAAGGUCGAGAAGCCGUAGCCGAACUAGAGGUUUGGCUGAGGGUGCUGCUGCUGCUGGCGUCGCUGCCAUUGCUGCUCACGAACUGGGUAAACAGAAUGAGCGUAGGAGAUCAGACCGUGACCGAGACCGAGAGCGUAGACGCCGUGAGGAAGAGGAUGAAAUGUACGCACAUGACAGACCAUACUCUCCACCACCAAUGGGUGCCAACGCUGCGUACCCUCCGACACCCCAGAGCCAUGAAUUCUACCCUGCCACCAACUCAUUCCCUCCUCCGCCAACCGACAACUACGGACACCAGGCCGACUAUCCGUACCAGCCUUACAAUCCUGCCGAUUACCCUCCACCUCCUGCAGCAGGCGGUGCUACUCGUGGCCGACAUGAUGAACGCUAUCCCAGUCCCGAACCGAAUCUGGGCUAUCCUCCUGCCAACGAAACGUUUGCUGGUGACGCGCGCUACGCCGGUGAUGAUCGCGGCAGGCCGGGUCGAGACCAUGUGAGUUCCAACGCUCCUUCCGGUUCUUAUUCUGAUCCACACGACUCUUCCGAUGGCGUAAACAAGAAGAGUGUGCAAUUCAAUGUACCGCCCAGCGAAGGCAUGAGUUCGCCAGAUGCGCAAAGGAAAGGCAACACUCGACAGGCAGAUCAAGAUAUGGACUACUCAGAAAGCGACGGACACGACGACAGAAUCAGAACGAGAAGCGAAUUGAGCAGCGACGGCACUACAGAAACAGAGCACAAGCGCAGAAGACGCAGGCGCCGCCGCUACAACGACGAAGACAUUGACCAACAUGAGCGUGACGGCAGUCACAACAAUACCCAGCAUCGCCGCCGUAGACGCCGCAGAUCCCGCGACCCUUUAGCACAACGACGCACAGGCUCGCCAGACAGCAUCAGCUCCAGCGAAACAGUCGAACUACCACCACGUUUUGAUCAAGAAGGCCGCAAGGUACCGGAACGAGGCGAAGACCCACUGGCCGACAAGAUUGAAGACUUGCUCAGUGGCAAAGGUCUCGCUGGAGGCAUUUUCAAACGACUCACUGGUGAUUUCCUCGGCGACGGUGCUUCGAAGAAGAGACGUUGA